This is a messenger RNA of Gekko japonicus, 8008 nucleotides long. RefSeq names its product bromodomain and WD repeat domain containing 1 (gene BRWD1). Bases 2 to 8008 code for a protein of 2668 amino acids. The transcript has 42 exons. Gene Ontology annotation, cellular component: nucleus. Gene Ontology annotation, biological process: cytoskeleton organization; regulation of cell shape; regulation of transcription by RNA polymerase II. The record is from RefSeq and is a predicted model, not a curated record. NCBI's taxonomy places the organism in Eukaryota, Metazoa, Chordata, Lepidosauria, Squamata, Gekkonidae. Gene Ontology annotation, molecular function: protein binding.
UAUGGCCGAGUCCUCGUCAGCCGCCAGUUCUGCCUUCAGCACCGGCAGUGUUUCCCUGCCGCUCAUUGAAUCAGAACUGUACUUCCUCAUAGCUCGCUUCUUGACCACUGGGCCUUGCAGGAGAGCGGCGGAGGCGCUGGUGCAGGAGUUGGAGCAGCACCAGUUACUUCCUAAAAGAUUGGAUUGGAAAGGCAAAAAACACUGUAGAAGUUAUGAAGACUUGGUCUUAUCUAACAAACAUGUGGCUCCAGAUCACUUGCUGCAAAUUUGUAAACGGAUUGGCCCUAUACUGGAUAAGGAGAUUCCACCCAGCAUUCCGAGAGUGAACUCCUUGUUGGGUGCAGGGAGGCAGUCCUUACUGCGCACAGCAAAAGAUAGCAGAAAUGCAGUUUGGAAAAGCUCUUUCAUUGCUGCCCUUUAUAGAGGAAGACCCCCUGAAAUACCCGUUAACUGUGUUCGACAACCAAAUCUUGUGGAAAUAAAUUAUGCAAAACAAUUGACCGGGUGUACAAGAUCCAGUUCUUCAUUUCCAGGAAGCAUGUAUCAGCAUAUAAAGAUGCAUAGGCGAAUACUUGGUCAUCUCUCUGCAGUUUAUUGUGUAGCAUUUGAUAGAACUGGACACAGAAUAUUUACUGGAUCAGACGAUUGCUUGGUGAAGAUUUGGUCAACUCACAAUGGCCGGUUAUUUGCUACGCUUAGAGGACAUUCAGCAGAAAUUUCUGAUAUGGCUGUGAACUAUGAAAACACAAUGAUUGCUGCUGGCAGUUGUGAUAAAAUUAUUAGGGUUUGGUGCCUCAGAACGUGUGCUCCAGUUGCUGUUCUACAAGGACAUACAGGAUCCAUUACAUCUUUACAAUUUAGCCCAUUGGUGAAAGACUCCAUGCGAUACAUGGCAUCCACUGGUGCAGAUGGAACAAUUUGCUUCUGGCAAUGGGAUACCAGUUCUAUGAAAUUCAAUAACCGGCCACUGAAAUUCACAGAAAAGCCUAGACCUGGAGUUCAAAUGCUUUGUUCUUCAUUUAGUGUUGGUGGAAUGUUUUUAGCUACUGGCAGUACCGAUCAUGUUAUCAGACUGUAUUACUUUGGUUCUGAAAUACCUGAAAAAAUCGCAGAGAUGGAAAGCCAUGCGGACAAAGUUGACAGCAUUCAAUUUUCUAACACAGAUGACAGGUUCAUAAGUGGCAGCAGAGAUGGAACAGCCAGGAUAUGGCAAUUCCAGCAAGCUGAAUGGAAGAGCAUUUUGUUGGACAUGUCUGACAAAUUACCUAGUGAUUUGUGUUCAGAAGAAGAGAAAUUUAUGAAGCCAAAGGUGACCAUGAUAGCUUGGAGUCAAAAUGAUAAGUUGGUGGUUACUGCUGUGAACAACCAUCUGCUCAAAGUAUGGAAUUCUUAUACUGGGCAGCUGCUUCAUGAUCUCACGGGUCAUACAGAUGAAGUAUUUGUUUUGGAACCACACCCAUUUGAUUCCAAGAUCAUGCUUUCUGCAGGACAUGAUGGCAAUAUUUUUAUUUGGGAUAUAACAAAAGGCAUCCAAAUGAAACAUUAUUUUAAUAUGAUUGAAGGACAAGGACAUGGUGCUGUAUUUGAUUGCAAGUUUUCAUCAGAUGGGCAGCACUUUGCCUGUACAGAUUCUCAUGGACACCUCUUGAUAUUUGGCUUUGGUUGCAGCAAACCUUAUGAAAAGAUUCCUGAUCAGAUGUUCUUCCACACUGAUUACCGACCACUGAUUCGAGAUUCUAACAAUUAUGUCCUAGAUGAGCAGACUCAACAGGCUCCUCAUCUCAUGCCCCCUCCAUUCUUGGUUGAUGUGGAUGGAAACCCUCAUCCAACAAAAUACCAGCGGUUGGUACUUGGACGAGAGAAUUGUGCAGAUGAGCAUCUGAUUCCUCAACUGGGAUAUGUAGCAACAAGUGAUGGAGAGGUGGUGGAGCAGGUAAUAGGCCAACAAACUGCUGAUCAGGAUGAGCAAGGUCUAGAGCCUAGCCUACUUGAUGGCAUGAUCAGACAGUUACAAAUGCUACAAGACCAAAGAAAUGGCACAGAUCAAGACAUCCUUCCACCUGGGCCACAGAAUGGAGAAGAAACGCCUAGAAGAGUCUAUCGGAUGCUUAGCUCGGAUAUCCAGUCCCCACCUAAUAUUGGUUUGCGGCGUAGUGGGCAAGUUGAAGGUGUGCGCCAGAUGCAUCAGAAUGCUCCAAGGAGUCAGAUUGCCACAGAGAGAGAUCUUCAGGCGUGGAGACGGAGAGUAGUUGUUCCAGAAGUAACAUCAAGCAUAUUCAGAAAUCAAGAAGAAUAUAGGAUUGCGAAAGGUGAAGAAGAGAAGUGGCUGUAUACAACAGAACAAAAAAGGAAGUUACUUCAGUCUUCAGAAAAGAGUGACUCUGAAGAUUCACUGAUACAGUCCAAGAGGAGACUUUAUAGACGUAAAUAUGCAAGAUAUCAAGCGCGGAAUAAUAUUGAGCAGUCUGAUUCUUCUAGUGAAGAAGCCAAUGACUGUUCUGGAUUUAUAGAACAGGAAGCAGAAGAAAGUGAAGGCUUGCCUCUGUCUUCUUAUGAAGAUGAGUGGGAGAGUGACAAGAGAACCAAUAGUAAUAGUUCCAGUAGUGACUCCUCAAGCAGAUAUUCUGACUGGAUAGCUGAUGCAGGGAUUAAUCUACAACCUCCCUUACGAACUUCUCGGCGCAAAACUAUUAGAUACUGUAGUAGUUCUGAAGAGGAGGUAUCAUUGGAACUAUUACCUCCACCAAGGAGGAGGGGAAAAAGACGUAAAAAAUACAAACCAAAAAGGCAUGAGGAGGAAACACAAGAAAAUGCUCCAACCCAGUCAGUGAGCCUAGAAUCGCCCUAUGAUUUUCACCCUCCUGAUUGGAUUACAGACACGAGACUCCGAAGGUCUCCUUUUGUCCCUCAAAUGGGCGAUGAGGUAAUAUAUUUUCGACAAGGUCAUGAAGCUUAUAUUGAAGCAGUAAGAAAAAACAAUAUCUAUGAGUUGAAUCCUCACAAGGAACCAUGGCGAAAGAUGGUUCUUAGGGAACAAGAAUUGGUAAAAAUUGUUGGGAUACAUUAUGAAGUUGGUCCUCCUACACUAUGUUGUCUCAAGCUUACUCUUAUGGAUCAUGUUAGCGGGCAGCUUCUGGACAAAUCCUUUUCUCUCAAAUACCAUGAUAUGCCAGAUGUUAUUGAUUUCCUUGUAUUACGUCAGUUCUACGAUGAAGCACGACAAAGAAACUGGCAGCCUGAUGACCACUUUCGUUCAAUUAUCGAUGAUGCUUGGUGGUUUGGAAUUGUUUUGAGCCAAGAACCAUAUCAACCACAAUAUCCAGACAGCCCGUUUCAGUGCUACAGUGUUAAGUGGGACAAUGGUGAAACAGAACGACUUAGUCCAUGGGAUAUGGAACCAGUUCCUGAGAAUGUUGAUCAGCCUAAAGAAUUAGGAGCCAGUGUUUCUGUGACUACAGAAGAAAUGGCAAAACUAUUGUACAUGCCUCAGAAAGGGGAGUGGCAGGGAAAACCCCAAAGUGAAGAAUGUGAACGGAUUAUUCAUGGAAUCGAUCAACUUUUGAAACUUGAUAUUUCAGCAGCAUUUGCUGGUCCAGUUGAUCUGAAUACAUAUCCAAAGUACAGUACAGUAGUAGCUUAUCCAACAGACCUUUGGACUAUUCGGACAAGACUAGUCAACCAGUUUUACAGGAGGAUCUCUGCAUUGAUUUGGGAAGUAAGGUGUAUUGAGAGCAAUGCCAGGACCUUUAAUGAGCCCAACAGUGCCAUCACUAGGUCUGCUCAGAAGAUCACAGAUCAUCUCUUAGAAUUCAUACAGAAUCCUAAUUCUAUGGAUAUUUUUGAGCUGUGCAUUGCAACAAACAAUGAGGAUAGCACUGAUGCUGAUGAUCUGGACGAUGAAGAGACAUAUAUACCAAGAGCACCUUCCAGAAAAAGAUGGGCUUUGAAGAAGACAAUGGUGAAACCCAGCUAUGAUGAAAAUAGUUGGAAGAAGCAAUGUAUGGAACUUGUAAAUUUAAUUUUCCAAUGUGAGGAUUCUGAGCCAUUUAGACAACCUGUUGACCUGGAUCAGUACCCUGAUUACAGAGAGAUCAUAGACACACCAAUGGAUUUGGGCACAGUGAAAGAGACAUUAGAAGCUGGAAAUUACGAUACUCCAAUGGAAUUGGGCAAAGAUAUCAGAUUAAUAUUUAGCAAUGCUAAAUCAUAUACCCCAAACAAAAGGUCCAAGAUAUAUAGUAUGACAUUGAGGUUAUCUGCAUUGUUUGAAGAAAAAAUAAGAAGAAUCAUCUCUGACUUUAGAACUGGCCAAAAACACAAUGAAAGAUUGCAAAGAAGUCAGAAAUACUGUAGGAGGAGGCGAAGUCAGAGUAAAUCUGUAUGGUACUCUAUCAAAACACUCAGAAGUACAAAGCAGAAGCAAAGUAAAUCUCAUUCAAGAAGCCAGUCGGAGGCAGAAGACUCUUCUAACCAGCAAGUCUCAAGCAGAGGGUUAUGUGUCACAAGCCAUAAAAUGAAUACUAGCAGCUCAUGCCACAGCAUUCCUGGCAUAUCUUCUGACUCUACCUCUGCAUUGUCCUUUGGGAAAAAUGGACGAACAAGAAGUACAGCCAAAGCUCACAGUUCCACAUUGUCAUCAGAAAGUGAAUUAGACCAUUCUACAGCUACUUCAUCUUCAAGCAGUUCAGAGGAAAGCAAAGAAAGUUCUGCAGAGCUCUCCUCUCCUAUGUUACGUAAUGGAAUAUCUGGGAAAAAGAAUAACAACUUCAGAGUUACUAGGAACAGAGUAUAUCAGCAGAAACAAAUGGAUUCUCAGGAGACUGGAAAUCUCCAAAGAACUACUAGGAGAAGAAUAUACAAAAAAGACACUGAGUGUUCCACAGAGCCUUGUGAAGCUUUGAGCAACAGACAUCGAAGGCACAGAAAAAUUCCACGCAGGAGUGCUACUGUGGCAGCUAAUAAACUAAGACUGAUGAGUGAUGUAGAAGAGGAGCAGUCUAGCUCAGAAAGUAUUAGUAUUGGAAACAAAAACAGAAAACUGCCUCAUCGCAGUGCUUCUGCUGCAGCGAGAAAAGUGUUGCUAAAUGUUUCUUACAGUUCCAUACAGAGUGAAAGUGAUAAGGAAGAAGAACAAUAUAGCCGAAGGAAAACCUUUGAAGCUGAUUCUGCUAGUGGUGCUGUUAAAAAAAGGCAUAUCAGUGAAUCUGAAAGUGAGAGUUCAAAUUCUGAAAGCGGCAUGCAAAAAAAAUUAAAGAGCUGUCACAUUAAUGGCCAUAAGCAGUCACACAGAGCUGACUGCAAUGCAUCUAAAAUAAAGCCCACUGUAGAAUUUUCAGAAGACGACUCUAAAAAUCAGACUUCAGAAGAUGAGAGUGUUCAACAAACUUUUGAUCAUUCUACACCCAAAAGGAGGAGCAAUUCUGAGGCAGAUUCUGAAUCAGACAAAUGCAGUGGCUUACCAAAACAGACUCUUAAAAAGGCACCAACUCGCUGCAGGAAAGCAAAAGUUUUAAGUGACUCAGAGGAAACGGCAGAGUCUGAGGGAGAGGAUGAGAAAUUUACUCUUUUAGAGAGCAAAGGAGCUGAAACGUUAAGACAAUUAGAUGAUGGUGUCAAGUGCUCAUCUAAAUUUGAAUCUGAAACAGACUCUGAUAACAGCAGCAGUGCAUCAAAAAGGCAGAAAAGGAAAGCUGUCAGGAAAGAAUAUGUCAUCCAGCAGAAUGGACAUAAUAGAAAAUCUGCCAGAAAAAGACCACAUGAAAGUGAUUCUCAGAAAGGAGGCUAUAAAAUACAAAAUAGUGAGCAUCAUAGUUGGAAAAGAUUACCACACAGAAAUCCUACUGUGACAGUUACUAAAUUGAGGCUCUUGAAUGAAGUGCAGGACCUUUCAAACUGGGAAGCGUCUGGGAGUAAGAAUGGAGGACUUCCCAAUCAGUAUGUCGCUUCUACAGCUAAAAAAAUGUCUGAUAGUUCAGGGGAUGGAGGUCAACAGUCUGAUGAACAAAUAACUAGGCGCAACAACAGAAGAAAGCUCUCUGUAGCUGCUUCGACUGCUGUUUCUGAUAUACAGAGAUAUAAUAGUGAAUCUGAAAAUAGUUCAGAUUCCGAAAGUACUAGAAGAAAGAACAGAAAUGCUAAAACCCAUAAAUAUCAGCACAGAACUGUGUGUGAUGAAUCUCUUAAAAUAAAACCCAGGAUGGAAUUUUCAGAGAGAAACUCCAAAAGCCAUGUGUCGAAGGAUAGUAGUUUUUCCCACCUCUUGGCUUAUACACAUACACAGAAUGCUAUAAAUAGUUCUGAAUCUGAAGUAGACACUGAGUUAGACAAAUGCAAUGAAAGCAUUGAGAAGCAGCAGAACCAUAAAAAGACCCCAGCUUCUUCCAGUAAAUCAAAAAUGAAAAAUCACAUCAAAGCAACAACAGAAUCUGAUGUAGAACAUAAAGGAGAUGGAAUAGGCUCUCUGCAAGACAGCAACAGACCUUCAAGAAGAUUAAAAUCUGGAGGCACAGCACACUCAGAAACUGCAUCCGACUCAGAUAGUAGCACCUACAAUGAUGCCCCCAAACAAAAACAUGUGAAAAAGAAGGGGGACGUGGAAAACUUUAAGAAAGUAUCAGCUUUUAAAGGAAUAAAGCAAAGUCCAGUAGUACUCAGGAAUAGGAAAAGCUUCCAAAAAUAUGUGGAAUCAAAUCGUGAACCAAUGAAUAUCAGUGUUGUGAAUGGGAAAAAAAAUCCACGCCGUAGUGCUGCUGUGGCUGCUAGUAAAAUUAAGCUCAUUAGUGAUACUAAGGAAAACAUCUCAGGUCCAGAAUUUGAUAAUGCUAAAAACACAGCCCGAAGACUUCCAUACCGCAGUGUGUCUGCUGCAGCCAGAAAGCUGAUACUGGAUAUUCUGCCUUCCCCCUCUGAAAGUGAAACAGAACCAAAGGAACGUGAGAUGAAGAAAAAACAAUUUCAGACCAGUUCUUGCAUAGCUAGAAAAUCUAUUGAAGAACCAAAUAUGAAAAAUUUGGACUGUAAAAAAGAGCAUGUAGUAAAUCAAAAGAGCAGGAAAAACAGUAGCUCAAGACAGCAAUCUCUCAGAACUGUGAGUAGUAUGUCUCCUAAAAGGAAAAAGUUUGCAAAACCUUUGGAAGAAGGAUCAUCCAAUAGUCUUUCAUUUGAAAAUCAGAGAAACUUAAGUCAAUCAACAUCUGCAGAUAACCAUAACAUAGCAAGCAGUUCUCCAGCAGAUUCUGAAUCUGAAAAAACGUAUGGUGGUAAAAAUGUAAAAAGCAUAACAAAGGCUGUGAAAGAAAAGCAAAAGCAAAGAGGUAGUUCUUUGUUAAAAAUCAGGAAACCCAGAACUUUGAGAAGCUCAAAAUCUGAACCUGAUGGCUGUUCCAAUUCCUCAUCUGAUUCAGAAUCUAAGGACAUUGACGAUAGCAAGGAGGGAACAACAGAAAAGAGGAAAAGGAAAGCCACUGCUAUAGCUAAAAACAUAAGUGAUGGUAUCUCUGAACCUUCCAGGGCAUACCAGAGAAGGAAUAACAUAGCAAGCAGUUCUCCAGCAGAUUCUGAAUCUGAAAAAGGGUAUGGUGGUAAAAAUGUAAAGAGCAUAACAAAGGCUGUGAAAGAAAAGCAAAAGCAAAGAGGUAGUUCUUUGUUAAAAAUCAGGAAACCCAGAACUUUGAGAAGCUCAAAAUCUGAACCUGAUGGCUGUUCCAAUUACUCAUCUGAUUCGGAAUUUCAAACAGAAUCUAAGGACAUUGACGAUAGCAAGGAGGGAACAACAGAAAAGAGGAAAAGGAAAGCCACUGGUAUAGCUAAAAACAUAAGUGAUGGUAUCUCUGAACCUUCCAGGGCAUACCAGAGAAGGAAGCGGCCAAAAGUGAAUGAAGAAAAUGAUUCUGAAGAACUGGAUUAUGCAAAGUAUAAAAGAGUGAAUCGACGUUCCAAAAUAAGAACUAGAAAUGGAGGCAGGAGGACUGUAAGAUAUGCAGAUGAUGAAGAUGAUUGUGACAUGUAA